AUGCGGCGCGCGGGAGGCGCGACGGGCGACGCGGACGCGCUGGUAGACGGCGCGCGCGCGAGCGGGGACGACGCGGACGCGCGCGAGGCGUUCGUGGACGCGCUGCGGCGGUGCGCGACGACGCUGCAGGUGACGGCGCUGGAGACGGCGGCGCGCGCGGCGAGGGAAGGCGGUGAAAAGCGCGCGAGCGCGAGCGAACGCGCGAGGGAAGACGCGAUGGACGCGGACGAGACGGGGGAGCGCGCGGUGCGAGCGAUCGAGCGGUUGGCGAGCGGACUGGAGGACGCGGCGUCGAAGUCGACGACGGAGGUUUUGGACGCGGCGACGGCUCGAGCGACGGCGACGCUGCGCGAGUUGCCGGAAAAUCACGCGCGUAAGGUGUUGGACGCGUCGAGUUGGACGAACGCGCAGCGGGAGUUGAUCGAACGCGUGGAGAGGGCGUUGCAUGAUGAGUACAAGGCGCGGAGGGAGAUGGUGGCGAAACGCGCGCAAGUGACGACGACGUCGUUUUGUUAUAGCGCGAGAUUGAACGCGCUGAAGGACGUGCGCGAAGAGUUCGCGCGCAGAGUCGUCAGUGAGCUUCACGUCGCGCCGCAGGUGACGAUGGACGACGUGUGCGACGCUCGGUACGCGGACUUAGCCGUGGCCGGGAUCAAGGUGACGGCGGGGAGCGACGGCUUACAAAGCGCGGUGAAAAAGGUGCUCAUGGGAAGCGUUCCCGAUCGAGGUGGUCGCACCGACGGCAGCGAUCGCGCGGCGAUGCCCGCUUUCGCGGCUCGAACCGACGCGCCGAGUGGUGGUCGAGGCGGCGGCGGGCGCGGUGGCGGCGGCGACAAGCCGAAACCGACUCCGAAACCAAAGAAAAAGGGCGCCGUGCGUUGGUGA
Molecule: messenger RNA, 885 nt
Organism: Ostreococcus lucimarinus CCE9901
Lineage: Eukaryota; Viridiplantae; Chlorophyta; Mamiellophyceae; Mamiellales; Bathycoccaceae
Exons: 1
Coding region: 1-885 (294 amino acids)
Cellular component (GO): tRNA-splicing ligase complex
Source: RefSeq, a predicted model, not a curated record